AUGAACAUUUUGCAUCACAAGAGCUGGCAUGUAUACAACAAGGACAAUAUCGAAAGAGUCCGUAAAGACGAGGCAGAGGCAGAGGCAGAAGCUAAAAAGAAGCAAGAUCGAGUGAUGCUGGCAGAAAGUGAAGCCAGGCUUGAUUUGUUACGGAAAAGAGCCAAUGCCAGUUUACCCGCCAUCCAAGACCAACAAGACACCAAACGCAUAGAGCAUGUCAACUUGUUCCAAGAUUUAGAAGAUAAACACAAUGCAAAUAGCAACAAUCCAGAGCAUGAAGCUGAGCAGAAGGCCAAGGAUGAGAAAUGGGAGAAACAAAUCACAAUGUAUCUGGAUAAAGGGACAGAGAAAGCACCAUGGUAUGCGAAACCAACAGCCCAAAGAACAGACAAGUAUAUAGAUCAGCAUGUCUUCAAGAGAAGCCAUAAAGAUGACGGCAAUCCACAUCGACGCAAACGAAAGGCUCUCGAAAUCAACGAUGAUCCAUUGGAUUACAUUACAAAAACACUUUCGAAACGAGACGAAAAGAAGCGCAGUAGACGGGAGCAUAGAUCAUCGUCCUCACACUCUGGCAACAGCAAGAAGAAGCAUAGUCAAAGCAAAUCAAGCGGAAAAUCCACCACAUCGAUUGAAGAACUGCGAGCCAAACGACUGGAACGAGAAAGAAACGAACAAUCUCGGUUAAGAUCCUUGUAUUUGCAUGACGGCGAGGACGCAGAAGAAGAGAAGGUUGAACUGGAUGAUCGAAAAAGAGGCUAUAACUCACAAUUCAACAGAGAAGCGACGUUGAAAGCUCAGCAUUAUCGCAAAAAGGGACAUGAGUAG
Molecule: messenger RNA, 825 nt
Organism: Mucor velutinosus
Lineage: Eukaryota; Fungi; Mucoromycota; Mucoromycetes; Mucorales; Mucoraceae
Gene: SSN3
Product: cyclin-dependent protein kinase
Exons: 4
Coding region: 1-825 (274 amino acids)
Source: RefSeq, a predicted model, not a curated record